Messenger RNA from Hypoxylon fragiforme, 3255 nucleotides. RefSeq names its product leucyl-tRNA synthetase. NCBI's taxonomy places the organism in Eukaryota, Fungi, Ascomycota, Sordariomycetes, Xylariales, Hypoxylaceae. Gene Ontology annotation, biological process: mitochondrial translation; leucyl-tRNA aminoacylation. Gene Ontology annotation, molecular function: leucine-tRNA ligase activity; ATP binding; aminoacyl-tRNA deacylase activity. Bases 206 to 3127 code for a protein of 973 amino acids. The record is from RefSeq and is a predicted model, not a curated record. The transcript has 2 exons. Gene Ontology annotation, cellular component: mitochondrion.
UGAACGUCUUCACACUUUUUCAUGUCUACAAAUUUCAAGGUUUCUUGAAAGUUUCUUUUACAAGUUCCUACAUAAUUCUAAGGCUAUUGAAUUUCCCUGGAGUUACCUGACAGAGCUUACCUGCUAAGCUUCCACAGCUUGCAGUUUUGGUGUUAUUGACUAGCUUAUUCCUUUGUGGAAGGUAAUCAAUCAUGCGAGCCAUCUAAUGUAUUCUGUCGCAAGGAAAAUCGUAGGUCAAUCGAGACCGCAUUGGAAGUUUGCAAGCAUUUGGUCUACCACGAGUCCACGAACUUCCAUUCCCCAGCGACUUUAUGCUACUGCACGGCUCGACCUACCUGCUUUAGACCGAAAAUGGCAACAGAUUCGGGAACAGAGAGAGCUGCCUCCCCAAGGUACUAGUUCUCAUUCUACUCCCAAGUCUGUCAGCUCUCAAUCUACCGACGAGCGCAUGUAUAUUCUUUCCAUGUUUCCUUACCCGUCAGGAAACUUGCACCUCGGUCAUCUCCGGGUAUAUACUAUAGCCGAUGUAAUAGCUCGCUUCCGCAGGCUACAAGGCUACGAUGUUCUGCUGCCAAUGGGCUGGGAUGCGUUUGGAUUGCCUGCUGAGAAUGCAGCAAUAGAGCAUGGCAUUGAUCCGGCCGUUUGGACAAGAGAUAACAUCACCCACAUGAAAGAGCAGCUUAAAUCUAUGAAUGCAAGCUUCGAUUGGUCGCGGGAAUUCGCAACAUGUGACCCAGACUUCUACAAACAGACCCAAAGAAUAUUCCUCUUACUGCAUAAGCACGGGUUCGUAAGCCAGAAAAAGGCGACUGUAAACUGGGAUCCUGUCGACAACACGGUCUUGGCCAACGAACAGGUCGAUUCCGAAGGUCGAUCGUGGAGAUCAGGAGCAAUGAUUGAGCAACGCGAACUUGAGCAAUGGUUCUUUCACAUCACUCAAUUCAAGGAAACCUUGUUGAGAGAUCUUAAGAAGCUGGGCGAGGGAGAUGCCUGGCCCGAACGAGUGUUAGCCCUGCAGAAGAAUUGGCUUGGCCGGACUGAUGGUGCCUAUUAUAUAUUCCCUGCGUACAUGGAGUCAAAAACGGCGGAACUGCAUAAGUUGAGGAUAUAUACCACGAGACCCGAAACUAUAUUUGCAGCUCAGUUCAUCGCAUUAUCGCCGCAGUCGCCUAUGGUCCAGCAACUGGCGCGAGAUGAUCCGGAUCUACGUGCCUUUGUGGAACGGGUAGAGGAUCUCCCUCCUGAUACGACAGAAGGCUAUCUAAUACCACACUUGAAAGCGAUGAAUCCGUUGACAUUUCUAGAGAGCAUUCAGCAACCAAAUUCCCAGCCUCUUCCUGUGUAUGUCGCCCCUUACGUUAGGGGAGACUACGAGACUGGGGCGAUUAUGGGAGUGCCAGCCCACGAUACAAGGGACUUUGCAUUUUGGAAGAGGCAUCUUCCCGAGGAACCUCUCAAGUUCGCCGUAUCACCUCAGCCGGAUGGACUCACCUCUUCUCUCAAAGACGAGCCUUAUUUAGAGCCAGGUUUGAUGACACCCAUUGCCGGCUUUUACUAUGGAAUGGCCUCCAGCACUGCAGCGAAGGGUAUCAUUUUCCAACUAAAGACGGCUUCGAACCUCGUGGAAAGUAGCACCAAGUGGAGAAUUAGAGAUUGGUUGAUUAGUAGGCAACGAUAUUGGGGUACCCCUAUUCCCAUCAUCCAUUGCCAGACGUGCGGGCCACAGCCCGUUCCGGAAGAUCAGCUUCCCGUCACCCUCCCCAAAGUAGAUACCCAUUGGGCAAAUGGCCGGACAGGCAAUCCGCUUGAAUCCGCUACUGAUUGGGUCAACACCACAUGUCCAAAGUGUCACGGUGCUGCUAAAAGAGACACCGACACAAUGGACACCUUUGUCGAUUCUAGCUGGUAUUACAUGCGAUUCCCGGAUCCCAAUAACUCGGAAGCGCCAAUCUCCAAGGCCGCUGCCAAAAGCUACCUCCCAGUCGACAUCUAUGUUGGCGGAGUCGAACAUGCCAUACUACACCUCCUAUAUGCUCGGUUUGUGUACAAGGCUGUAAUGGGCAUUCUCUACCCCGAAAUUGGGUCUGAAACCGAAGAGGGGAAACUUCUAGAGUCACCGCAAGACUUCUCGGGAGAGCCUUUUAAACGACUUGUUACGCAGGGUAUGGUGCACGGAAAGACAUACAAGGAUCCUGACAGUGGUCAAUUCCUGAAACCAGACGAAGUAGAUUUGUCGAAUCCAUCCGAACCUAAAGUGGUGGCAUCGGGAAAGACCGCAUCGGUCACAUUUGAGAAGAUGUCAAAAUCUAAACACAACGGUGUAGACCCCACUACUUUCAUUGCCAAGUAUGGGUCAGAUGCUACGAGAGCCCAUAUCCUCUUCCAAGCACCUGUUAGUGAGGUGUUGAACUGGGAUGAGGAUAAAAUCUAUGGCGUUACGCGCUGGUUACGCCGAGUAUACACUUUUGUGCAAAGUGUGCGAAAGCCAGAUAACAUACCAGGAACUGAGUUUGAUGGGGAAGCAUACUUUAGCAUGCCUGCCAACGGAAAAGGAUCUGCACAAUGGGAUGCAGACGUGGAGGUGUGGCGUGCGACACAAAACACCAUCGUCUCCGUCACCCAGGCACUAGAAAAAGUGUAUACCCUGAAUACCACCGUCUCUACUUUAAUGGGGCUCACGAAUGUACUUGUCGAAAACGGGGCGGCUUCGGAUUUGAUCAAGUACGAAACCACAGUUCAUCUCAUACGGAUGAUUGCGCCUAUCGCGCCAACAUUAGCUGAGGAGUGCUGGAGCAUUCUCAAGCCUACCGAGGUUAGCAUAUUCGUCCAAGGUAAAAGUACGUGGCCCGUCCCGGAUGGUUCGCUGCAGUACUUGGGACGAAGCCAGACAAGCUGCGUGGUACGGGUGAACGGAAAAGUGCGGUGCGUGGUGGAAAUACCGACCAGGCCAGCCGAUAUCGCGGAUAGCGGCGACGAAUUCCAGCAAUGGAUCACGGAGGAGAUUCUCAAAUCCGAUGAGGCGCUGUCCAAGUUAACGGGUGAUGCUGAUAUUCGUAAGGCGAUCAAGUUCUUCCCUGCAAAAGGGGGCACCGUCGUUUCUUACGUAGUUCCGAAAGAAAAGGAGUAAAUGAAGGGGGAGGGUGUAUAUUGUACCUAUAUGUAUAUAUAUUAGGUGCCUACCUGAGAUACCCGACUCGAUGCUUCCAACUAGGAUAGGUAUAUGUCCUUGAAUAACAAAAAUAAUAAAAAUCCCCA